Thlaspi arvense is the source of this 1820-nucleotide messenger RNA. The record is from the annotation of a GenBank genome assembly. NCBI's taxonomy places the organism in Eukaryota, Viridiplantae, Streptophyta, Magnoliopsida, Brassicales, Brassicaceae.
AAAGAAUAGAGAGGAAAACAAAAGAUGGAGAUCGCAAACACGAAAUGGGUGGCGGCAGCGGCGAGCAUAUGGAUACAGAGCUUCAGCGGAGCAAGCUACACCUUUGGAAUCUAUUCUUCUCUUCUCAAAUCAUCUCAAGGUUAUGACCAAUCUACCCUUGACACCGUCUCCGUCUACAAAGACAUCGGAGCAAACGUAGGCAUCCUCUCCGGCCUCUUUUACACCGCGGUUGCAAGCGGCAGAAGCGGUAACGGUCGCUUCUUUAGUGGGCCAUGGCUGGUUAUAUUCGUUGGGCUGCUCCAAUGGUUUGUGGGUUAUGGUUUCAUCUGGAUGGCUGCGUCCGGCGUGAUCCAACGGCCUCCGGUGGCUCUGAUGUCUUUGUUCAUGUUCUUCGCCGGUCAUUCUCAAACGUUCUUUAAUACGGGGAUUGUGGUCACCGCCGUCCGUAAUUUCUCCGACUAUGGUGGGACCGCCGUUGGCAUUAUGAAGGGUUAUCUUGGGCUUAGUGGAGCCAUUCUUGUUCAAAUGUACCACAUUUUCUGUGAAGGCGACCCAACGAACUACAUUCUUCUCUUGACCGUAGUACCAUCACUCCUUAUCUUGACGACGAUGCCCUUCGUUAGAACGUACGACACAGUCAUCGCUGGCGACAAGAAACAUUUAAAUGGCCUCUCCGCCAUUUCCUUGACCAUCGUCCUCUAUCUUAUGGUCGCCAUUUUGGGCGAAAAUAUUUUCGGAAUGUCAAAGCCUAUGCAGAUAUGCUCAUUUACCAUUCUACUUUUCUUGCUCGCCUCUCCUCUCUUGGUCGCAGUUAGAGCACGACGUCAAGAAAAAGAGAGAUUCUUGUCUUUGGAUUAUCCGGUUAACGAGAGAACUACAUUGCUUGACUCUCCCAAGCUCAACACUUCUCCCGAUUUUAAUGUUGUCAUGACCAAUGACAUGAAUGUCAUCGAAGCAAUGUGCACAACCAACUUCUGGCUUCUAUUCUUGGCGAUGAUAUGUGGAAUGGGUUCAGGACUCGCAACAAUAAACAACAUCAGACAGAUGGGUGAGUCGCUUAGCUACUCUACGGUUCAACUCAAUGCUCUGGUGUCUCUCUGGAGCAUAUGGAACUUUCUAGGCCGGUUUGGGUCGGGUUACAUCUCGGACGCCUAUUUACACAGCCAUGGCUGGCCAAGACCAGUUUUCAUGGCCAUAACUCUAGGCCUCAUGGCUAUAGGUCACAUUGUCAUGGCCUCCGGUUUUCUAGGAAGCCUAUAUAUCGGAUCAUUGCUGGUCGGUUUGGCCUACGGCUCACAAUGGUCACUCAUGCCGACAAUAACCUCUGAAAUAUUUGGGAUUCUUCACAUGGGAACUAUAUUCUAUACAAUCUCGAUAGCUAGUCCGAUUGGUUCAUACAUUUUCUCAGUGAAGGUGAUAGGCUACUUCUACGACAAGGUAGAUUCUGAGGAUGAUCAUUCUUGCUAUGGGAACCAUUGUUUUAGGACUUCGUUUAUGAUAAUGGCGGUCAUGGCUCUGCUUGGAUCUCUUGUUGCUCUUGUGUUGUUCCUCCGCACAAGGAAGUUUUAUGCAGCGCUUGUGGCCAGGAGGAUGAAGUAGUAAUGUCUGACGACAAGGGUCUGAAAUUGUGUGGCUCUCUAUAUUUUAUAUUUGAUAUUUUUUUGGCAUUUUUUUCUUCACAUUUCAAAGAUAAUAACUAUUGUUUGUAGAAUGUAGACAGCUUGCGUUGUGUGAAUUAUUCGAAAGGAAAUUGGGUCAUAUAAUAGUUACAUAAAUAGCAAUUUGCUAAAGAGUGAGAUACAUUUUAUCGUUUUAAAAAA